AUGACGAACCAGCUGCGGGAUAACCCAGUGAAGAUCCUCCCUAUGAAGGAGACAGGCUCUGGAAACAUCACCUCCAUCUCCUACAUCCUCCUUCUGGGAUUUGGGGACCUCAAAGAGCUGGGGAUCCUGCUUUUUACUGGCUUUCUUGCCAUCUAUAUCGUAUCCAUGGCUACCAACCUCCUCCUGGUGCUGCUGGCGCUCCUGGACCCGCAUCUCCACACCCCGAUGUAUUUCUUCCUCUCCAGCCUGUCCUGCCUCGAGAUGAUCUCCACAUCCAACAUCACCCCCAUGAUGCUUUCUGGUCUCAAGACAGGCACUGUGACAAUAUCCCUGGGCGGCUGCAUCAUGCAGCUCUAUCUCUUCGGCACCCUGGCUACCGUGGAAUGCUUCCUGCUGGCGGCCAUGUCUUAUGACCGAUAUUUGGCCGUAUGCCACCCGCUCCGUUACCCUUCCCUCAUGAGUGGCAGGUUCUGUGGACAGCUGGUGUUUGGGGCGUGGGUGGGAGGGUUCCUGUUCAUGGGGAUUGUGUCACUCUUGCUCUCGGCCUUGAGCUUCUGUGGGCCCCAUGAGAUAGACCACUACUUCUGCGAUUUCCAGCCCCUGCUGGCGCUCUCCUGUGCUGACACCUCUAUGAUCCAGACAGCCACAUUCUUCCUGUCCUUCAUCCCAGCCUCCCCCUUCCUCCUAACAGUUGCUUCUUACGUGUGCAUUGCUUGGGCACUGCUGAGGGUCUCUUUUGCUUCAGGGAGGCGCAAAGCCUUCUCAACUUGCUCCUCCCACCUCACUGUGGUGACCCUGUUCUACGGGACGCUGGUGGCCAUGUACAUGUCUCCCAGGGCCAACACAGGGCUGAACCUCAGAAAGACGCUCUCCCUGCUCUACACUGUGUUCACCCCACUCCUCAGCCCUCUUGUCUAUAGCCUAAGGAACCGAGAG
This is a messenger RNA of Pelodiscus sinensis (Chinese soft-shelled turtle), 936 nucleotides long. NCBI's taxonomy places the organism in Eukaryota, Metazoa, Chordata, Testudines, Trionychidae. The record is from RefSeq and is a predicted model, not a curated record.